AUGGACCUGCUCGACGCGCUCACAGAGAAGCCCGUCGUUGUCAACAGAGAGCACCACCCGCUGCCUGUGCGCUGCCCGCCCCCGCCGCUGCUGCCAGUGCGCGUCAACAUCCCGUACACUCGGAGUGACCCUUGCCAGCUUGCCGCCGCAUACGAGUUCGACUACCGCUGGGAGUGCGACCCCAAGGAGCUCGGGAACGGGUACUGCGGCGGCAAGAAGUGGCACUUCGAUCUCGCCCCGCCUUGUCCGAAAGACGGGAUCGAGGUCAACAUCAAGGUCCUGAAGCUGCAGGGAGUAGCGAGCCUGGAAGUCCUCUGCAACCUCUCCUGCACGCGGGACCUCCGCCUCUUCACCAAGCUUUCCGUCCACGCCAUGAUGAAGCACAUUUGGUCGAGUUUCAAGCUGCUGUUCGUCGUCGACCUGAUCCACGAGGCAGUGGCCGUGGUCGUGCUGGUCUGCUGGACGAGGAGCGCCCCUGUCUCGAGCGACCUGGUGAGGCGGCUGCUGUGGAGCGUCGUUGCCUCCCAGGGCCUGAGCGAGUGUCUGAUGCUGGUCACGACCGCCUGGAGGUGCAUGAGGGUGCUCGAGCCCAGCGGCUUCAUGCAGUGGGCCUGGCUCAUGAAGCACAGGAUGGUUGUCAGCGGCUUCACUGUCGUCCUUGCCGCCAUCAGCCAGGAGGAGUACUGGCCGCCUGCCUCGACUGGGGCCAGCGCCGUGCUCGCGGCGUCGAGCCUCCUGCACUGG
Prorocentrum cordatum is the source of this 744-nucleotide messenger RNA. NCBI's taxonomy places the organism in Eukaryota, Dinophyceae, Prorocentrales, Prorocentraceae. The record is from the annotation of a GenBank genome assembly.